Messenger RNA from Wasmannia auropunctata (little fire ant), 1491 nucleotides. RefSeq lists its product as uncharacterized. The coding region runs from base 1 to 1491 and encodes 496 amino acids. Lineage: Eukaryota; Metazoa; Arthropoda; Insecta; Hymenoptera; Formicidae. The transcript has 5 exons. The record is from RefSeq and is a predicted model, not a curated record.
AUGGCAAUUGACAAAGAAAAUCAUCACUACAUGCUGCCGUGUGAAAAGGAACUAGCGAAAUGUGUCCGGGAGGAAUCGACGUUUACAUAUGAGCGAAACCUACCCGUGUACAAUAUCAGAGCAGACGCACCGUGCGAGGUGCAAGUGUUACCAAUUUGCCAGAGCAACUCCGAAAUUUGCGUUGUCGAGCCUACGGCAGCGCUGCUGGGAGAAUUUAAGGAUCAAGGCAGCGGGUGGGCAUUGUCACGAAUACUGAAUUUGACAGUUAAUGCGAACAAAUACAAUCCUUUGCACGCGGGAUGCCAUAUUGAGUUACCGCAAAAAAUUAUGGUGAAGAGAGCGGUCGUAACCGUGCGGUCCAGGGACAAUGCGUGCUUCGCAUGGUCAGUGGUGGCCGCUUUACACCCUGCUAAAAAUCAUACAGAACGGAUAGCCUCCUAUCCUCAUUACUCUACAAUAUUAAAUUUGAAAGACAUUGAUUUACCAAUGACACUAAAUCAAAUUAAAAAGUUUGAAAACGCUAUCUCCAUCAACGUCUAUGCCAUCGAGACAAAAAACGAACAACAUACGAUCCUUCCAAUACGGCUCACGAAUCAAAAAAUGGACAAACAUGUUAAUUUGCUAUACGUAGAGGACGAAAACAGCAACGAGGGACAUUUUGCAUGGAUAAAAAAUUUAUCCCGCCUCGUCAGCUUACAACUGAGCAAGAAGGGACAUACAAAAUUCUUUUGCGAUAGAUGUUUACAUUAUUUUUCAUUGGACAAAAAACUGGAGGCUCACGUAAUGGACUGCCGUGAGAUGAACAACUGCGCAAUCAGGCUACCGAGCGACGACAAGUGGCUCCGUUUUAACAAUACCAACUGGAAGGAGCGAAUGCCAUUCGUCGUGUACGCGGACCUUGAGUGCAUCCUGGAGAAGACGGACAACGAGGAAACAACGAGCUACGAGUACCAGCAUCGUCGGGAUUGCAUAGCGUGGUUCGUCGAAGAACUUAAAGAUUUAGCGCACAGAGUAAAGUCCGCUCUGUCCGGUAACGUUCCGAUGGCGGAAUUGACGCGCGACGAACGCGAUAAAUUUAACAGCGCAGCGAAUUGUCACAUAUGCGAGAAACCGUUCGCAUCUGACGACAGACGGAUAAUGCAACGCGAAUUUUGUAAUUUAUCGGCUGAGCAUUUCGAUCUACUGACGCGAAAAGGUGUGUUUCCGUACGAGUACAUUGACUGCUUUGAAAAGUUGGAGGAUACGCAUUUAUCGCCGCGCAAAUCGUUUUAUAGUUCGUUAACGGGCGAUACUGUAUCCAAGAACGAUUACGCGCAUGCUGUCAACGUGUGGGAGCGAUUCUCCAUUCGAACGCUCGGCGAGUACAGCGAUCUGUACUUAAAAACUGACGUCUUGUUAUUAGCCGAUAUAUUUGAAAAUUUUCGCGAUAGCUGCGUCGCGAGUUAUGGAUUCGAUCCCGCGCAUUAUUUUACUCUACCCGGUUUUACGUGA